Megalopta genalis is the source of this 9880-nucleotide messenger RNA. The record is from RefSeq and is a predicted model, not a curated record. Lineage: Eukaryota; Metazoa; Arthropoda; Insecta; Hymenoptera; Halictidae.
CGGAUUUAUUUAGGAUCCAAUAUACAAUCUCGAACUUCAACUAUUCCACUCGUGGCCGUGAUAAUGUGCGCAAUGAUUGCGAAACGUCGUCAAAUUUUUAAUGGCUACCUACACGAUCGUACAGAUAAUUAUUCUCUCAAGGUUUACGUUCAAACGAGAUUCGGCGAUUUGAGAUUUUCUUUUUAAAUAGGCUAAUGAAGAUAUUCGAUUAAAACUUUGCGAAUUCGUUUAGCAUUCUUUGGACCAUGCGCGAGAAUUUCAUUUUGCACGGAUCUCGGCUCGGUCCGAAGUUACAGCGAUUUUUCAGAUGCACCCGAGAAAGUAUUACACGACGGGCAUAGAAGCGGUGAUUGUUGUUUCAUUGAGCAAGAAGUUCCAAAAGAUCUUUUACCUGCAUGCUUCCGACCGUACUGUUCUCCUUGGUGAAUUUGUCUUAACUAACAUUUCCGAUCGUCCAGACGAUUAGGCUUUAAAUUAAUAUAAAAUCAUUUUUAUAUAAGUGGAAACAAAUGAAUGGAAUCACACAUUUGGAAAUAUAUUUUAAAAUAUCCUGAAAGGUAACAAAUUAUUAGAUAAAACACAAUAACUAAGUAAGACGGUAUAGUUUAAACUAUAUUGAAUCGAAAUUAAAUGAACAACUGAUAGAAAAAUUACUCUGUCAGAUAAGAUUUCUUGUCUUCGUAGCGAAGGAAGUGGUUACAUCGAAGAUCCUGCAAACAGUGCCGUCUCAAAUAAUAUCGUAAAUCUUAACGAAGCAUUUCAGUGACAAACGGUGCCAACAACAGGAACCACAAUGUAUCAUUCUCAUUCACGACAACAAUACAGUUCGCAUUAGAACGUACAGCAGUAACAAUAGAACAGCUGUUGCAUCGAUGUUCGCUCACCAACCGCGCACGCAUCUUGCUGAACCUUUAUUCGUCCUAGGUGAAACGCUGGGUCACAAACGACCCAGAGGCCCGCACGAACGUCCGUCCAACUUUUUCACAAGGACGAGGCUCGAUUUUCCGAGGCUAAGAGCAGCGGCUUUCCCGUCGGAAGAAGAACGGGAACCAGAAACAGCGUUCGAUCAUCCCGUUGCCCCAUCGACAUGUUAGACCAUCGAACAAAAACGGUUUCCAACAUACUCCGUCGCGGCAAUUGACGAUCAUUCUCGAUCACGGUCGCGAUCUGACCGAAGAAAGAAUGCGAUGCGGAAGGCCAAAGACGAUCGGAUCAAGAUCACGACGCAUCAUUUCCGGAUCAGCAUUGAAGAGGAGGAAGAGGACGAAGAGAACAAGAAGAAACAACCAGCCGGAGAAUUGGUUGAAGUGUCGUCGCCGACCUUGACGGGCAGGAGGGUAUCGAUCAAGAUCGAAGCUGAGCCAGGAACGUCUCUAAUUGUUGAUCCCGAGAGUCUCGAUCAUCCCGAAGCAGAUCAAUUGAUCAGAGACCGAGACCAGCCGCAGAGUGAUCCUCUAAAGAUCUUGGAAAUCGAGAGGAUACUCGGAGACGAGGAUGAUGGAUCCGAUGGGAGACCAAGAAUUGAAGAGUCUGCAGGAUCUGGGGGCUUCGAGGAUCCAAGAGACAAGGAGAUCGCAGAGAUCAAAGGCGCAAAUGAGCCGAGGGAGCUCGAGAGACCGGGUUGCCAAGAGAAAGAGAGGGAACCUUUGGCUGCCAUCUCCGACCCGACGACUGAUCGUGUCUCGGACGCUGGAAUCGGGGACUCUGCAGCGUUGAUGACGAUCGUGGACCGGAAUUUGGCCGGGUUCCACGCGGGUAGCCUCGUCGAUCUUUCUUCCUCAAGGAAAUCCACGGUCGCCGCGACCUUGUACCAAAAUGCUGAUUCGCAGAAGAGACUCAUUCGCGGGCCAAGCUCGGCUCCGCAUCAUCCUGCCAGGCUGUCCGACUGUACCGCGAUCAUGCUCAGACAUGAGGAACAGUUCUCUAGGUUCAUCGAGGCACCCGGAUCGAGCCUGAUCGACGCGAAUGAAUCGAGGAAGACGCAGACUCGCGUUGAAGCGGAGUCAUUGUCAGGGUCUGAACGUUUAGCUGGCUCUGGAGAUGAUGCUGGCGAAGUUCCAAUCAAGGACGAGGCGAAAGAACAGCUCUGGACGGAGGCGUGGGAGCAGAAAGUAUCACGGAAUCCUUUGGAGCUGGAGUCUCCAGGGUCGAGAACGUUUGAACAAGUGGUUGGCAAUGGAGAUGGUAGAAAUAGCCCAGCAAAAGACCAUCCGAGCUUGGAAUCCUCUAGUUCGAUGGAGAAACGCGUUCCUGAAGCUGGAUACUCUUCGGUGGAUGCUGAAGACAGCACUAGAAGGAUGUCUCUGAGUGAUCGGCUGAGAUCUUGGAAUCACAUGGAGAGAAGAGGCUCUCAGAAAAGCGUUGCUUCGACUAGAUCCUUCAAGUCCUCCGAGUCCCCAGGAUUGUCCGGAGUUACUAGAAGCGUUUCGUUCGAAGAUCAGCUAAGAUCGAAACCCUGGACACCUAUAAAACGAAGAGAAUCUCAGCGAAGCAGCGCGUCGUCUAGAUCCUACAAAGACAAGUCCUCGGAAUCCUCAGAAUCGGUCGAAUACCCAAUCGGCGCCGAAGUUCCUGUUAGAAGAUUUUCGGUAGACCAUCGGCAAAAAUCCUGGAGUCUCGCGGAACGAAGGGAAUCGCAGCGAAGCGUCUAUUCGGCAAUGUCCUCCAAAGAGAAGCCUCCAGAACCAUUGGAAUGGGCAGCCAGCAGCGAAGAGAGCGCUAAAAAUGUUCCCUACGUUCUAACAAACAUAAACGAAGUUCAGAAAGGAGCUUACGCGUCCUCGGCUUCUUGGAGCCAGGUGUCCAGCCCCGCAGUGAUCGGCGCACUGCAGUUAGAAAAAUCGAUCCUGUUAGCUUCCCAGAAGAGCGCGUCCAUCCAAGCCAGCCCACUAUUGAUCAGAAGAUGUCUCAAGGUUGAAGCAACAGGCAGGUCGAACUCUUCGUUGAAAAUCCAAGACUCGGAAGAGGUCGACGAGGUGUAUCUGAAAAGAAGAUUGACCUUGCCGGCGAUGAGUUUCGGCAAACACACCGCAACCGUCCAAACUGGCCCCCUGUCAAUCAGAAGGAGCCUGAAAGCCGAAGCUGCGCCCAGUUUAGGCAGCCCAGUCCUGAAAAGAGAAGACACGGAAGAAGCUAACCCACUGAAAAGAAGAUUAACCAUGCCGAUGGUUGGGUCGAACAAGGACAGCGCAACGAUCCGAAUUAGCCCCCUGCUGAUUAGAAGAUGGCUCAAAGCAGAAACUGCUGCUGCAAACAAUUCAGCGACGAACAAUUCUGCUGCAAACAAUGCCGCAACAACAAUGACUGAGAACCAAAAAGACGCAAGUGAAACGACAGAAGGUGUCCAGGUAUCGUCGAAAAGAAGACUGACCAUGCCGAUGGUGUACAGUCAGGAUUCACCGAAGACUCCCACCCACGUGGACGCUUUAUCAGGAACCAGCGUGAACCCGAUUAGGCGAUCGAGCAUCGCGAGUGCCGCGAUCUGCUCGAGCCUCGUUCCCAGCCUGGUAGGCGCCUUCCCAGGUAUCCCCAACUGUUUGUUACCAAAUGCCGAGGACAACGGCUCGUUACCAGUUCCGGCAACGUCCGAGACAUCAGGUAGAAGCGGACUCAGGCUGAAACUGCCGUUCCUGCGACUUCAUAUCCCGGAUCAGCAGCCGGCCACCACCUGGCAGGACCAUGACGAUCCAGAGUCCCAUCAGCAUCACCACCAUCAUCAUCAUCACCACGUUUUCCCCUAUUUCCACGUGCCCACGAUCACGUUCACCGCCCAGGCCGAUGGCGAGUCCGGGCGCAAGUUCAACUUCGGCAUUCGAAGACACUCGCAGACGACCUUGCACCGGACUGACUCGAUGAUAUCGCUCUGUUACCGAUCUCUCGCCAGCUAUAUCACGGAUGAUAAUCUCGCGGGACUACAGAACUUCCUCGAGAACAAACGGGUGCAGAUCGACGAUCGUGACGAGAAUGGUAGCACAGCCCUCAUCCUUGCAGCGAGUAAGGGGAAGAUACACUUUGUGCGGGAGCUCGUCAAUCAUGGUGCAGACGUCAACGCCGAAGAUGGGGAUAAUUGGACAGCGCUGCUCUGCGCUGCUAAAGAGGGUCACACCGAUGUCUGCCUUGAGUUACUCGAGCAUGGAGCCGACUUGGAGCACAGGGACAUGGGAGGGUGGACAGCGCUCAUGUGGGCGACGUACAAGGGUAGGUCGCCGACGGUGACGACGCUGCUAGCCCGAGGAGCUGACGUCAAUGCACAUGGAAAUUUUCAUAUAUCAUCCUUGUUAUGGGCCGCGGGCAGAGGUUACCCUGACAUUGUUAAAGAUCUCAUCGCUCAUGGUGCUAAAGUUAAUGUUGGCGAUAAGUAUGGUACUACAGCGUUGGUCUGGGCGUCGCGUAAAGGAAAUGUAGAAAUUGUAGAUACUCUGUUGAAAUCUGGUGCUAAUGUCGACACUGCUGGCAUGUACUCAUGGACUGCUCUUCUCGUUGCAACUCUUGGUAAUCACGUGGACGUGGUGCUGCUUCUUUUGGAGCACAAGCCGAACGUGAACGCCUUGGACAAGGACGGUUGCACUGCACUGGCAAUAGCAUGUCGGGAAGGACACCAUGAAAUAUCGAAUGCGCUACUGAAUGCCGGUGCUUAUGUGAAUAUCCAGGACAGAGCCGGAGACACGAACUUGAUUCACGCUGUGAAGGGCGGUCACAGAGGAGUGGUUGAAUCUCUUUUAAAGAAAUACGCGGACGUGGACAUCGCUGGAAAGGAUAAGAAAACCGCCACUUACAUAGCAGUAGAAAAAGGCAAUAUACCGAUAUUAAAAUUGUUACUAAACGCUAACCCAGACUUGGAGAUCGCGACGAAAGACGGCGACACGCCAUUACUGCGGGCAGUUAGAUCGCGGAACGCUGAAAUCGUGCAAUUACUGCUGGACAAGAAAGCCAAGGUCUCAGCUACCGAUAAAAAAGGCGACACGGUGCUUCAUAUAGCCAUGCGAGCAAGAUCGAAAGCUAUCGUCGAGAUAUUACUGAGAAAUCCGAAAAACAGUCAGCUAUUGUACCGUCCGAACAGACAAGGGGAGACGCCGUACAACAUUGAUAUUAAUCACCCCAAGACGAUCCUCGGGCAAAUAUUUGGUGCACGACGUCUGAAUACUAACGAAGACAAUGAAAAUAUGCUUGGCUAUGAUCUGUACAGCAGUGCGUUGGCAGACAUUCUUAGUGAACCGUCUCUUUCAACUCCCAUUACCGUCGGCCUUUAUGCGAAAUGGGGUUCUGGAAAAUCUUUUUUAUUGAACAAGUUGAGAGAGGAGAUGAAGAAUUUCGCUCGUCAAUGGAUAGAUCCCGUAUUUCAGUUCUCUUUCUUGCUUUUCGUGGUGGUGUCUCACAUGUCUUUAUUAGUGGGCGUCACUAUAGGUCUUGCCCUACAAUCAUGGAUAACUGGUCUUUCCUGUGGUCUAGGUCUUAUCGUCAUUACGUACGCGUUUUUGAUACUUAUCUGGUAUGCUAACAAGAGAUACGAUUGGUACUGGCCAUACAAUUUCACGGUAGCUCUUACUACAAAGUUGAACUCGUUAAAAUUAUUAUUGCAAGUGAUUUUCUGUCAUCCCCCUGGUGGUCAAGUUAACGAUGGCGUUAAUGCGCAGCCAAUCAAAUUUUAUUUCACCGAUCAGACUCGAGUAGGCACAUCAGCUGCUGGAGAAAAUGCUGUGGUUCAAAUGGUGGGAUCUCUGUACGACUCGAUUGAGAAUGAUUUCGGUUCACUGUCCACGAGACUCUACAGAGCGUUCAGGCCAAAACCUGAUAAGUCAACCACCACUUGGAAGUGGAGACAUCUUUGUUGUCUACCUUACAUCGUUAUAUUCGAGUUCUGCUUUUGCAGUCUACUUGUUGGUAUCUCUGUGCUCACCGUCUACCUCAUUGACCUCUCCACCAACAAGAAAAGGAUAGAAAAAGUCACGGCACACAUUAUCAUGAUAACAGUUGCCUUAAUACUAGCUGUCAGUAUAAUAGCGAACUUGUACACGUGGAAUCGAACAUUGCAAGCAUUAGUUUUCUCCCAAAGACGGCAUCUUCAACGUAGCAUAUCCAAGUUAGAGACCUUGAAAAGUGAAGGCUUCAUACAAACUCUGAGGAGCGAAGUUAGCUUAAUGACAGAAAUGGUGAAAUGUCUAGAUAGCUUCAUGGCUCAGCAGAGUAGAUUAGUAAUAAUCGUGGAUGGCUUGGACAGUUGCGAACAGGAUAAGGUGUUGUUAGUUUUGGAUGCUAUACAGGCAUUAUUCAGUGACAAUGGUUACCCGUUUGUCGUUAUAUUAGCUAUUGAUCCCCAUAUUAUUGCCAAGGCAGUGGAAGUCAAUAGUAGAAGAUUAUUUACGGAGUCGAAUAUUGGGGGUCACGACUACCUUCGCAAUAUGGUGCAUCUUCCAUUUUAUCUGCAAAAUAGUGGUUUAAGGAAGGUGAAAAUUGCUCAACAAACUGCCCAGCAUAGUAGAAAAACCACGUGGACCGAAGCCGAGGAAAGCGUUAACUAUACCGCCAGUAGUACAAUGCAUCAUUCUAUGUCGAAUAGAAGGCUUAGUACGGAGUCUGGCAUAAUGAACAGCAACGAGAAGCUAAAACCACAGAGCAGAAAAGGCAGUAGGAAAUUACGAUUGAGUGAGUCGAUCGCAAGCAGUAUUGGCAGCAAUUUGAAUCGAUUAGGUGGCGCACAGGAUCUCAAUAAGAUGCUCCUCACGGAUGAUUACUUUAGCGACGUGAACCCGCGUAGUAUGAGAAGAUUAAUGAACGUCGUUUAUGUCACUGGGAGAUUGUUGAAAGCAUUCCAAAUCGAUUUUAACUGGUACCACUUAGCCAGUUGGAUCAACAUUACAGAGCAAUGGCCGUUCAGAACGUCUUGGUUGAUCCUGCAUUACGACAUGUAUGAGGACAACUUGGACGACGGCAUGUCGUUGAAGAGUCUUUACGAUAAGAUACGGCCGCAGAUACCCGUACUUAAAGAAGUCCAGCCUCUUUUAGAGAUGGACAGAGAUGAGCGGAAGUUGGACAUUUUUCUAACUUUCCAUCGGUCUAGUUUAUUAGUCAGCGACAUGAAGAUAUUCUUGCCAUUCACGAUUAAUCUCGACCCUUACAUUAAGAAAAAGAUCAAGGAGGAGCAACAAACCAUCGAAGAGGAAGCAGGACUUGGAUAUAAACAGUACAAUCCUUGGGCCAUGCAUGGUGGCGCUCAAGAACCGUGGAACACGAGUAGGACUGGGAUAGCAAAUCGAAAUAUGAAAUUAACUAGGAUACCAAGUCUGCACGGACCUGGACCGGUUCCAUCGACAACAUCCUGGUGCAUGCAGCCGUCGUACGACUGGCAGACACCACCACCAUGGGUGCAAAUGCCUCAUAUGGAACCCGCAAUUAAACCACUUUCUGCGAUUACGACUCUACCGUCCGAAAUUUUGGAGAUUAGGCUAUCGGGUCUAACAGUAUCUGGCAUUUGCGACCUUAUCGAUAGAAUAGAGAGCCUGAAUCCCAAUCAGAUGUCACAGUACAAAAAUGUUAUCAAGGAAAAUAACAUUAAUGGCAGAGUUUUGCUGCACUGCGACUUACAAGAGUUGAAAAAGGUACUUAAAAUGGCUUUUGGAGAUUGGGAACUGUUUCGCAUGGUGAUCGCAUCACUUAGGGAGGUAGAGUUAUCAUCGUUCAACACAUACGAGGAAGGUCCCCGCAGUGUAAGAUUCACUGUAGGAUCAGAACAAAUUCAACGAAAAGAUCAUAAUUUACAAAGCUCAUCAAUGCGUGUACCGACUCACAGCGAGAAAGAAAAAGGCAACUCGAGAACCGAUGGUCCUCCUAGGCGAGACCAGACCAAGCAAUCCAUCAUGGAGAAACAAUACCAGGUAACUUUGGAAGAGCAAAUGAUUUGCGGAGCACUUCAAACGUUGAACGAAGAAGCUUGCGAGGAUGUUCUAGAUGUACCAUCUCCUGCAGUGGUACCAACAGACUCACUCCCAGGGUCCACCUCGGCUGCGGCCCAGGACACGGAUUACGUGAUCCUGCAGUCCAACCCCAUUCUUCACUGGGUACCUGUUAAUGACGAACCCGAAACAUCCGACGACAGCUCUCUAGAAUCAACGGUCCAUCUUCAGCGCACGAACUCGCAGCGUAGCAUCGCCUCUCAGCGCAGCAUAAAGUCGACUUGCUCAUUUGGACGCAGAGACUUGAGAAAAGAUGGAGGAAAUGCUACCAGCAGCAGACCAUCCUCUUUGUUCGUCUCUCCUCCUCCAUCUCCAAGACCUGCCUUCAGAUCCAAGUCUACGGAUGAGAAUUAUGUGGCAAAUAACAUACCUUUGAAACCGACACUCCCUACCUCCAUGAAGAAACGACGCUCUACGUCUACGUUGAACGAGGAAGUAGUUCUUUCGGUACCAGUUCCGAAUUCCAGCUUGGAGAAGCUGAGUAAGUUGAAAGACCGCCUCAUGGGGACGCUGCCUACUUCACCAGCACCGGGAGAGAGUGAAGACGAGUCUACACCGUUGGUUUCUGAACUGUCUACCCCGACACACUCACAGUCAGACAGCGUGUUCAAACAUGAUUACAGCGAGGAAAACAGUAGCUCGAUAUCUUCCAAUAAGAGUCUACCUCGCGACGGAGAACGGUCUAUAGACGUUGAUUAUUCUGAUACAGUGAGCUUAAUGGUGCGUGAAUCUUCGCACGUGCGGUUCCUACCCCGGCAAGAUGCUGAGGAGCGGGAGAACCCUGAGACACCUGUCUGAUAUCUUCUUUCGUUGCUACACCGUUAGCGAAUCUUUUGUGCGAUACGCAGAACACUGUACAAUUUUUAAUACUUUUUGGGAUCUCUAAUAUCGGCUGAGCGUUUCUGAGGAAGAUCCAUCAGUAGUGCCGAAUUCGUAGUUAGAAGUCACACGUUGAACAGUGUAAUGUACAAUAUGUACGAUAUGCGGUAGUUAUAAGUAAAACAGAAGUAUUCGGGGUUUGUGAUAACUUUUCAGCAGUAGGAUAAUGAUAAUGGUUUUAAUGCGCUUUGUAAAUAGUGAUUAGGGGAUCGGAUCAGCCUCGUUUUUUUUUUUGGGUGAGAAUGGUUUGGACGUGUUCAUGCAUUAGGAUAUGUAAGAAUUAGUUUUAGAUGAUGUGAGGGACGAGAGCAUGAUCGUGACGUUCGAUUUAUUUUAGAAUCUUGACAUUCCUUGAUUAUUGUUCAACGCAUUUAACGAUGCGCGUUUGUCAGUCCUCUUUUGAGGAGGAGUAAAAGUGGACGAAAUUUGUUCAAGUUAUAAAUUGCAGAUGAAACACAGUGUGGUGUAAUAGGUGGAAAUAAGUCGGUAUGUUGGGUUGCUAAGUUGGUUUUAUUAAUAUGUAACGCCUUACUUUUGUGUAUGUAGAUAUAGAGAGAGACGAGUACUGCCUCUAGAGGUCAGUGUUAACGAUUCGAAGUGACCUUGGAAUUGUUAGGCCUGUUAAAAUAUCCUGCUAUUCUGCAUGCAUUUUACGUGAUUAAGAUUAUUUGCAAAUUCGCGUAAGACGUAAUAAUUAUUAUUUCACUGUCUGUUUGGCAAUAACAGCAAAUGAAGACAUUAAGAAAGGGCAAUGACAUUAACUUUAAGUAGUUUUGAUGUACUUAAGCAACCAUGAAUUUAUUUCUCAUUUAUUAUCGGCCAAUUUUAGAAUCUAAUCUCCAAGAGCAAUCAUUAGUAUUUCAUUGAAACUUUGCAUUACUCGAAAUUUGUAGUCCACUAAAACGUUUCAUCCAUCUCCAAAGAGACUGAUGAAGGGCUGAGAAUAUCUUUUUUAUUUAUUAGUAAGAUUUGCAGAUCGUGAAAUUCGACAAUUUGUAAAUGCGGUUGACAGUGUAACUUGACACAGAUAAAUAAAUCUCGAAAUAUUUUAA